This is a messenger RNA of Tinamus guttatus (white-throated tinamou), 772 nucleotides long. It is a transcript of the gene EVI2A, whose product is annotated as ecotropic viral integration site 2A. Lineage: Eukaryota; Metazoa; Chordata; Aves; Tinamiformes; Tinamidae. Gene Ontology annotation, cellular component: membrane. The record is from RefSeq and is a predicted model, not a curated record.
UUAUUUUGACUACAGCUUGACAAGACAACUAAACAGGAAGAUGAAGACAGAGAGAUGCAGUAAAGGGCAUUUUGCUUUCUUUGCUGCAGCAUUUGUUUCUUUGUGUUUGCACGUAAGUGCAAAUCAUACUGGACAUCCCAUGGUUACAAGUGACACCUGGAAUUCUACCGGCCCGAACCCACGCGGAAGCCUGAACAGAAGCGAAGCCAGCACAAAGGUGCCUUUGAGCACUGCUCCCAGCAGCAAAACAAGGGCUACGUUUGGGAAGCAGCCUGGCACCUCUCAGCCCUGGGCUACAGCAAGGGCCCCAAGUCCUUCUCCUGUCACAAGCGCCGUGUCUGCCGCUGGGGGACCUAGGGACGCCACCAAGGCCAAGACAACAGCCACAAAAGGAACGACCAAGAAAACGUGCGAGGACAAUAAGCCUCUCAUACUGAUUUGCUUCAUUGUAAUCGCAGUACUCGUGCUUAUCUGCACCUUCUUACUUCUGUCAACAGUUGUACUGGCAAACAAAUUGUCCUAUCUCAAAAAAGCCAAGCAAGGCAAACGCACGCCCAGGAGCAACAGUGAUUUUCUGGCUGCCAACAGCUUCUGGCCGACCGCGGCGGGAACCUGGCACCGGCUGCCCCGGGAGCGAGGCCUGCUCAUGCAGGAGCUGGUGCCCGAGCGGGAAGCGGCACUGCGGAGCAGGGCCGAGGACGCGGCUGCCCGGCCCAGCAAAGAAACCAGCGCACCUGAAGGAGUUCUAGCCAAUUUUGUAGUUGAGAUUUAA